AUGCGACAUCCAUGCCCGGAUGCAUGCGAGGACGGUGACAUUGCUACCAUUGUCAGAGGCUUGAGAAAUAUGGGAGGUGUGGGCACGUGGAAUGGUCCUUACCCCGUCAUGGUCUAUAUCCACGGUGGCGCCUUCACCAGCGGUUUUUCCUUCAACGACACUCCACACUAUUUCGUGGAGAAGGGAGUUAUGUUGGUGGCAACAACCUAUCGUCUCGGUGCCCUUGGCUUUCUGAGCCUGCAAAACGACGAUAUCCCAGGCAAUGCUGGCCUCAAAGACCAGGUGCUGGCGCUGCAGUGGGUGCAAAGCAACAUCGCCACCUUCGGUGGGGAUCCUAGCAGGGUUGCUACUUUAGGGGAAACCCAAGGGCUCUUCAGCGAAGUGAUGAUGCAAAGUGGGGUAGCUACGACCCCCUGGGCGCUGACUGACAAUCCUCACGAGACGGCCUACCGUAUGGCGGAGGCGCUCGGUUUCCAGGCACAGGGCGAUAACCACACUGACGACGACGGGGUGCGGUUGGCUGCCUUCUUUCGCGCUGCCACCUACUCAGACCUCAUCAACGACGUCUCUAUCGCAGUCUCGGAUAUCGAGAACCGCUGUCCACUAUCGCUGGCGUUCGUAUCCGUCGUGGACCCGCCAUCUGACUCUGCGGUGAUCGUCCAGCCUCUAGAAGACAUUCUCAGGACCGGCAGUUACAACCAGGUCCCCAUAAUUGUGGGCGUCACUUCCGCAGAAGGCACCAUCAUACCCACAUGA
This is a messenger RNA of Schistocerca piceifrons (Central American locust), 756 nucleotides long. RefSeq names its product esterase B1-like. The record is from RefSeq and is a predicted model, not a curated record. Bases 1 to 756 code for a protein of 251 amino acids. Lineage: Eukaryota; Metazoa; Arthropoda; Insecta; Orthoptera; Acrididae. The transcript is spliced from 5 exons.